CGAUUUUUACCGAGUGCAGCCGAAACUGUGCUGUCCGUUACGUUUUGUAUUUUGAAGACUAGGUAAACACGAAGAUAAGAGAAUGGAGGAGACUUCAGCAAGUGUGGUAAACUGGGUGGCGGAAGGCAACCUUGAGGUCCUCCAGAUCUAUAAACUCCUGCAAUAUGUACGGGAGAAGAACAAACCGCAGAUAAAUAAGAUGGUCGACGUGGGUGUAUCCAAUCUGCUAAAUCUGACAGAACCCAAACAGGGACUCGGUGCCUUGUUCCAGGCCUCUCUGGCCCAUGAUGAAGACUUGGCACGGUUCCUUCUGUCACUAGGAGCCCAUCCUGACAUACAGGACAAGAAGGGCCGCACACCACUGAUGCUGGCUGCACAGUUGGGCUACUUCAAUAUUGUGUAUCUUUUGAUCACAAAUCAUGCAAAUGUGAAUCUCACAGAUGAAGAGGGAAAAGGUAAGAACAUCUUUUGGGUUCUGUUCUACUGCAUCUCUCCAGCUAAAGAACAUGCUCUCUGCCUGCAGAUGGCGCUCAGCUGCAAUACAAAUGUCAACAAUGUUUCUAACUCGGGGAAGCCACUGUUUGUGUUUGCCUGUGAGAAUGCAAAGGACUGUGAAGAUCUGUGCGUAAACAUUCUGGAGAAAGGAGCUGAUCCAAAUGCAGUAAAUCAGGUGACACGAUGCUCUGCGCUCAUGGAGGCAUCUAAGGCUGGUGCUGUGAAGCUUGUCAGAGCCAUUUUACAAAAAGGAGGGAAUCCUGACAUGCUUGAUCAGGAAGGACGAUGUGCUACCCACUUUGCCGCAGAAGGAGGUUUCCUUGAGGUUUUACAGGUGCUCUCUGCAUACUCUGCUGACUUGGGUAUCAGCUCGACAAAGGGUAACACACCACUGCACUUCGCUGCUGCUGGCGGCUUUAAUGAGUGCUGUAGAUUCCUGGCCCAAAGAGGAUGUAAUCCUAAACUGAAGAAUCUGGAUGGUCAACUUCCAAGCCAAGUCGCUAAAAGCAAUGGCCACAAAGCUGCCCUGAAGGAGCUCAAGAAAGCAGAGAAAAGGCAUGUGAAGCUAUCUGCGCCCGAUGCCGUAAACCCCAAUGAACUCUGGGCCGUCACCCUUCACGACUGGUCCUGUGAACAUGAGACAGCCUUGCGCAAAGCCUUUGAAACUGCCGAGGGACUCGACAAACCUGUUGAAAACGUUUCUGUGGAGAAUUUUGUGUCUUCGCUUCAAGCGCAUCAAGCUCCUCCUGUAAGUAAUGAGAACCUACAAAGGAUCAUCCUGGAACAUGACAAAAAGCGUGAAAGUGUCGUCAACGUAAAUGACUUUUUCAAAGGCCUCAAGUACCUCCAGAAGGCCUUUGUCAUCUCAUCCUACGCUCCGAAGCAGGCUAAGAAGAAAAAGGGUGGCAAGGAAAAGAAGAGUGGCAAAUCUGCCUCAUCAUUGCCCAUAUGCAUAAUGCCACCUGAGCAGAUCUCGAUAAGAGAGGACAGUGGACUACCUUACUACAUGAUCGAGAACUACCAGCCAUUCACUGACACCAACCGUUUCAACCCAGACCGGCCACCAAUUCACCCCAUUGAGAAUGACUCGGCUUGGUAUAUCGAUGAGUCUGAAAAGACCUAUACCAACAUCCAUUACUGUGUGAAGACUGGAGAUCUAGAAUCUCUCAGCCUGGCGUUUACCCAGCAAGUGCCUGUUGAUGUCAAGGAUCAGUUCUUUAAGACGCCACUUAUGACAGCGUGCAGCUGUGGCAACUACCAAGUAGCUAAAUUCCUCAUUUUACUGAGGGCUAAUGUCAAUGCAGUUGACCAGUUUAACUGGACGCCCCUCCACCAUGCUUGCCAUGCAGGUCAUGUAGACAUUACCAUCAUACUGGUGCAAUCUGGAGCCGUGGUGGAUGCAGUGGCAAUGAAUGGAGCAACUCCACUCAUGAGAGCUAUUGAAAGCUGUAAGAAACCUUAUUAUUAUCAUUAA
Molecule: messenger RNA, 1969 nt
Organism: Sinocyclocheilus anshuiensis
Lineage: Eukaryota; Metazoa; Chordata; Actinopteri; Cypriniformes; Cyprinidae
Gene: ankef1b
Product: ankyrin repeat and EF-hand domain containing 1b
Exons: 7
Coding region: 83-1969 (628 amino acids)
Molecular function (GO): protein binding
Source: RefSeq, a predicted model, not a curated record